CUCUCUUCUCAUUUAUAUUUUUCUCCAGUUCAGUGCAGGUGAUUUUUUAUAUAUUUAUUUUUGUUUUUAUCCCCUUUUUUCUAUUUUUUCUUUUUUACACCGCUUUACCUGAUUCUUCCCUUCCUUCGUUCCUUCUCAAUUGAGGGUACCCCUAAAAAAUAAAGUUUUUUUUUUGAGAGGAAAAUAUAUACCCAACAAAUAUUUCUUCAACGGCUUCAUUCCUUUUCGUUGUUUCUCUCUCCUUGUUCUUCUUCUCUAUCUCUUUUUCUACACCAUCAGGUGUUUGAAUUUUGCAUUGUUUUGCGUUGGAUGAUGAAAUGAAGAGUUGGUGAUUAAGUGAAUAAAUUCGUCUGUUCCAUUUGUGAGAUUGAGCAGAUGGGUUGGUUUGUUUUUCGUGGAAAAGUUCUGGUUAUUGUUUGAUAUUGCUGGGGAUUGUGAAAAACUGUGAUGGGUCCUUGUGAGGUUGCAGCUGAACCUGCUUGUGCCUCUCCGCAAAUGUUUGUGGUUGAGAGGAGUGAGGAGUUAGUGGAUGAUGUUCUUAGUGAGAGGCUUAGAGAGCAGGCUAUUGAGCCCCUUUCAAAGUUAGAUGUUAGUUCGGGGACUACUGAUAAAGGUGGGGAUGAUUCUGCCGUAGAAUUAGUUGCUCAGCAAGCUUGUUGCUCGCAUUUGGGUGAUGGGUUAGAUUCAUUGGGAAGUGAAGAUGGGAAUGCAGUUGGUGGUCCUGAGAAUCCACAUUCUGCUGAAAGUACUGAAGCUAUCUUUAAGAUGGCUGAUUCAGCAUGUGCUGAUGGCAUUAGGGAGCAAGUUAAUUGUAAUUCCAAUGAGGGAUUGCAAGAGUUGGUGGUUCUGCCGCUUUCAACUUUGGGCAUUAAGUCGCAGGAAAUUAGAGGGUCAGAGAGCACUGUUUUGACAUCCAGUUCCAAGGAGUGUCUCUGCAAUAUGGAUCAUAGCUCUGGUAAGGUUGAAGCAAGAGCAAGGGACCUUAGUCCACAUACUGCUGAUACAGAUUUUGAACCAAUUAAGCAUUCCGUUAACAACCCUGAAUUCGGGAAUGUUUCAAAAAUCAACUGCAGCUUGAACAGGAUAUGUCUUGAAGGACUAUGUGAGAGUGAGAUGAAUUAUUGUCUUUCAAACCUUAACGUUGAUGGGCUAGUUCCCUUAGGAAUGCGGCAAGGUACUGGUAAUCGUCUCAGUGCUUCUGCAGCACAGUAUAUUUCAGAUACUAACGAAGGAUUUGAUGAUUCUUUGAGUCAAAGGCUUAUGGAGGCUGUCUAUACUGGGGCUGUGGAUGAUGAGUCUUCAAAGAUUUUUCUGAUAGAGGAUUCUUUAACAUUAAAUGGUUGUGUUGCAGUUCCAGAUGUUACAAAUACUAGUAGCACUAGAAAUGGGAAUAAUGGGCCAGAUAGUGACUCGUUAGAAUUGAAAGGUCCAAAUACUUGCUCUCCGCCUUUACGUAGGAGUUCUCGUAGUAGAAAAUCUGUCCAGAAAGUUCAAAGAGGAAAAAAUGCAACCAGUUGUAGAAAGAAGGCCUCGAAAGUAUCAAUUCAUCAAACAUUUUACUUGCUUUCUGAGGCUACAAGAAAGAAACGAAGUCGUUUGAGUAGAUCAACUUCUACGUCUGUAUGGGGAUCGCCCGAAAACCUGUCUAAGUUCUUUCCAAUGAGCGAUGAAGUUACUCCAAAUCCAGUAUUGGAUCAAAGCUUAAGGAAAAAAAAGGCAGGCCAAAGGAGCCGAAAGGAAAAUAAGAAUAAAGUAGCAAGUUUGCAGUUGUUAGAGGUAAAACAAGAGGUUCCCUGUCGUCCAAUUCGCUUAAAGGUCACCUUUGGGAAAAGGGGGCAACAAAAUAAGGUUGAGAGUAUGCCUUCCAUAUUAACUGGGGAUUUACCUUCUUCUCAGCCUCUUAAUGUGAUGGAUAGUUCAGUAUCCAAAGAGGUGCCUAAUUUGAUGCAAUGCAGCAAUUCCACAUCAAACCUUCAGUUCACAGGAUUAAAUCAGGAGCUUAGCUCUCUGCCCGGAAAAUCUAGUUGUAUCGAUUUUCCCCUGGUUUUUGAUAGGCAGGGAAGCUCAUGUCCUGACAAGUUCUCAGAUCCUGGUACCUCACCUGACUCGGAGGUUAUUGACCAGGUUCUUGAUUCUACUACUGGGCCAAGGUCUUUUACAUCCCUACAUAACUUUGUAAACAAGGACUCCCAUGGUAAUGCUUGCCCCAGUAUUCCAGCAUCUGCAAAAAAGAGUAAGAACAGAAGAAAGAAGAAAGAUAAACUUUGUCAAGCAGGCAAUCCUCUAAAAAGCCAACACUCUGCUGAUGGAGUUAACAUAUUCGAGAAGGAUGGUCAAUUGCAUAUUGCUAGUAAUGAUUUGUGCUCUAUUGUUGAUAACAUUGCCGACAAGGAAAAUCCUCCAAGAAACAGCUCUGAUGGAGUUCCAAAGGAGUUGUUUUCUGUUGUUGAAGGUUCCUGUAGAACCUCUAAUCAGGGCCAUGUUGCUGAUAUCAAUACUUAUUCUGAGAUGACUGGUGGGAUUGAAUCGGCUGAUUCUGGGAAUUCCUGUCAGUUACUUCCUCUCACUGCUAACCAGGAUUUAAGAAAUUCUAAAGGUUUAAAAAUGAAAGGAAAUUCUAGUAGUAAAACUAAGAAUACUAAUGAAAUUAGGAGUAAAAAAGGACCCUCUAGCCAGCAGAAGAGUAAAAAGGAAGCAAAUAAAAGCAAAGUGAGGGCAAAUGGGAUUUCAAAUGAGGCAUACAAAAUAAAUGGCCAACCAGCAACAGGGGAUCAGGAAGUGAUUGAUGUGAGGAAAAGAGAGUCUAGCAAUGAAGUUAUGAUAGAAAAUGCAUCUUGUGCGGAUCUUAAAGCCACUGGUGUUGGAGAGCUGCCUUUGGCUCCUCGUGUUGCAUGGGUUUGUUGCGACGACUGUCUUAAGUGGCGUUGUAUACCCGCUGAACUUGCCGAUGUUAUCGAAGCAACAAAUCGUAGAUGGGCUUGUAAGGACAACCAAGAUCAAGCUUUUGCUGAUUGUUCAAUUCCUCAAGAGAAAUCCAAUGCUGAGAUUAAUGCUGAUUUACAAAUAUCUGAUGAAGAGGAUGCUUGUGAUGGGAAAAUAGGCUCCAAGGGUAGUGGUCAUAAGCAAUUAGUAGCUUCACAACCUUCAACUUGGAUAGCAAUAAGGUCUAACCUAUUUCUGCACCGCAGUCGGAAAAAACAGAAUAUAGAUGAGAUAAUGGUUUGCCACUGCAAACCCUCUGUAGAUGGCAGCCUGGGCUGUCGCAGUCACUGCCUGAAUAGGAUGUUGAACAUUGAAUGUGUUCAAGGAGCUUGCCCUUGUGGGGACCUAUGUUCUAAUCGACAGUUCCAAAAACGGCAAUAUGCCAAACUGAGUAGGUUCCAUUGUGGUAAAAAAGGUUAUGGAUUACAAGUCUUAGAAGAUAUAUCCGAAGGGCAGUUUCUCAUUGAGUAUGUUGGUGAGGUGCUAGAUUUGCACACUUAUGAAGCGCGGCAAAAGGAUUAUGCCGCAAAGGGUCACAAGCAUUUCUACUUCAUGACACUAAAUACAAAUGAGGUCAUUGAUGCAAGUGUCAAAGGAAACUUAGGUCGGUUUGUUAACCAUAGCUGUGAUCCUAAUUGUCGUACGGAAAAGUGGGUUGUAAAUGGUGAAGUUUGUGUUGGCCUCUUUGCACUGAGGAGUAUCAAGAAGGGUGAAGAGUUGACUUUUGACUACAACUAUGUACGGGUAUUUGGGGCUGCUGCAAAAAAAUGUCACUGUGGCUCUGUUAAAUGUCUUGGUUAUAUAGGUGGUGAUCCAAAUAGUGUAGACAUAAUUGUUCAAGAAGACUCGGAUGAAGAAUUUCUAGAACCUGUUGCGGUUCAUGAAAAUGGUGAAAUUGACCUUGGCCGAAAAGAUGUGAGGCGUAAAUUCAGCUCUAAAAAUGUUGAACCGGCUGCAUGUCUAAGUAACUCAAAUGAAGGGAAUUCGAAAAUUGUAGUUGAAGCUGGAGGAUUGAUAAAUAAAAUAGAUUCUUUGGACAAGAGUGGGCAAUUACAGACCAUGUCAGGAGAGGACUCAAUUGACGUAAUUAAUGAAUCUACUGAGUGUUCAACAGGUUUACCAGCUGAAAAUUUGAGAACUGAACCAGUAUCUGCGGUACAAAAUCAUACAUUAAGAGCAGAACAUACUUUGAGUACAUUGAUAUCUCCCCCAAACUCGGAGUCAAUGCAUUUGGAAAACGCAAUACAGAAUUCUUCUUCUGCUCUGGUUGAUUCUAAUAAUAUGGUGUCUCAAGAUGACGUUGAGGGUGUUCUACCUCAAGCAGGACCUCGCCCUCGCAUGAAAAUUUCCCGCCCAUCUAAAUCUGCCAAAAACAGAAAACCUAGCAGCUCAGCCGCUGUUGGUAAGGGUCUUUCAACAACACAGAGACCAAAUAUUUUAUCAUAUAAGCCAAGGAGAUUGCUGGAGGUUUCUGCCAAUGGUCAUUUUGAAGCAGUUGAAGAGAAACUCAAUGAAUUACUCGACGCUGAAGGUGGUAUCUGCAAAAAGAAGGAUGCCUCUAAAGGUUACUUGAAACUUUUGCUUCUUACUGCAGCUUCUGGUGAUAGUGGCAACGGUGGAGCAAUUCAAAGCAAUAGAGAUCUUUCAAUGAUUCUUGAUGCAAUGUUGAAAACCAAAUCUCGUGGGGUUCUGCUGGAUGUAAUCAAUAAAAAUGGUCUUCAAAUGCUACAUAAUAUGAUGAAACUGUACAGAUUGGAUUUCAAAAAGAUUCCUAUCUUACGGAAGCUUCUUAAGGUUUUAGAAUAUCUGGCCGAGAGGGAGAUACUAACUGUGGAACGUAUUAACGGAGAUUCACUUCAUCCAGGAGUAGAGAGUUUGAGGGAGUCUAUAUUAUCUUUCACUGAGCAUGAUGAUAUUAAGGUCCAUCAGAUUGCUCGGAACUUUCGGGAUAGGUGGAUUUGUAACCCCAGAAGUUAUUUUAGAAUGGAUAAGAACGACCGAAGAAGGGAGUUCCACAGAGGCUCUAACUCAAGUAGAUAUUUUGGCACAUGUCAUCAUUGGCAAGAGCAGAGAGCAAAAGUGGAACCUAUAGCUUGUUUCGAUCAAUCAGGAACCUUGAACAACCCCACCGAUGUUAAAAAGCAGGAGGCCUCAUUUCCACAGUUAAUUGAUAGCCAGUCCAUCGUUAACAGACCCCGGAAGCGUAAAAGCAGAUGGGAUCAGCCUGCAUCACCCAGGAAAAUCAGAAGAAACCUGGAAGUUGAAUCAAGUGGACCUGUGGACACGAGGGAGGAGGGGAAGGAUUUCUCUGCUGCUCCUAUUGUCUCCGAGCGCAGAGAUGAUGAUGUUAUGCACGAUGCUGAUGACGAUGACGAUGCUCCUCCCGGGUUCGAUGAUACUCCUCCGGGAUUUGCUCCCUCUUCAAUAUGUCCUUCACCGGUACUGGGCCUUCCGCAGGAGAAAUUUAAUCCACAAUUACCGGUAGCAUAUGGACUUCCGUACCCUAUGGUAAAACAAUUCGGAACUCUAAAAUCUGGUACUCACGACACUUGGGCUGUUGCUCCUGCUAUGCCUUUCCAACCUUUCCCACCACUUCCCUCUUGUCCUCGAUCGAUGGGAGACCAGGAAGAAGCAAGGAACGUAAACGAUCAAAGCAUGCCGUGUACAUCUGGUGCUAGUGAAUACGCUGUCCCUACCACAACAAACCAUAAUAUGUUGCAUCGUGAAAGGGGUCCUAGGCACUUUCCGAGUAACAGAUAUCACUAUAAUCGACAGAGGAACCAGAAUUCAAGACGGCCAUGGUUCCGGAAUUUUGAUGGAUGGGCACAUCCUAGAAAUAGGACAUUUGACAGUAACAUGGAAAUGGUAGAUAAUGAAAUAAAUAAUCAGCAUUUAGCUGAUGUAAACCAAAGUGUAGAGUAUGCAGGCAAUUGUUAGAUUUACAGCAUAAAAUUUCAUUGAUUCUAUAGGAAAAACAUCCACUUGUUCUUUGAUUUUCCAUUGUUCCCCUAUCAUUGUAAGCUUGCUCUUAUAAACAUUUUUGAGAUUUGCAAGCGUGAAAAUCAUUCAGUUUGAAGGGAAUUAUGUCAUUGGAUACGUCAAUCCUGUAUAGAACGAAUGCAAUUAUUAUUCUUCAUCGUCUUAUUGUCU
Molecule: messenger RNA, 6132 nt
Organism: Amaranthus tricolor (Joseph's coat)
Lineage: Eukaryota; Viridiplantae; Streptophyta; Magnoliopsida; Caryophyllales; Amaranthaceae
Product: histone-lysine N-methyltransferase ASHH2
Exons: 18
Coding region: 448-5919 (1823 amino acids)
Biological process (GO): regulation of DNA-templated transcription
Cellular component (GO): nucleus; chromatin
Molecular function (GO): histone H3K36 methyltransferase activity; zinc ion binding; protein binding
Source: RefSeq, a predicted model, not a curated record